AUAAAAGGUCUGGCAGGAGUGAGCAAGUUUAGUGUACAACAGAAGCUCGACAAGCAAAGAUGCCUCCUCCACCACCGCACCACCAUCACAACCCGCCGCCCCAUGGGCCACCACACCACGAACCACCGCACCAUGGACCACCGCACCAUGGACCUCCGCACUAUGAACCACAUCCCCCGUUCCACACGCCAGUGCAUCCGAUUUACUACGAACCACCUCACGGAAACAGCUCCGGCUACAAUCCUCCUCCGCCGCAUGGUCCAUAUCCACAUGGUCCAGGAUACGUGGCCCCAGGACCUCCAAUGCAUAAGCGAUGAGAACUGAACUGUAAUCAAGAUCGGUCAAUAUAAU
Drosophila simulans is the source of this 351-nucleotide messenger RNA. RefSeq names its product early nodulin-75-like. The record is from RefSeq and is a predicted model, not a curated record. The coding region runs from base 60 to 317 and encodes 85 amino acids. The transcript has a single exon. Lineage: Eukaryota; Metazoa; Arthropoda; Insecta; Diptera; Drosophilidae.